AUGGUUACUGGUUGGCUUGAGUUAUUUACGCCAAUUCAGACCAUUCAAGAAGCACUUAAAAAUUAUUGUAUCUCAUCUGGCGCUCAACUUUUAACUGAUGAUGAAUAUGAUAUUAGCAAGAAUUUAACUUUGCUGCAACGUUAUCCAAACACAGUUGUAAUUGAUUGUACAGGCUAUCAUUCUGUGUUACGCGAUCAGAUUCAACCAAAUAAUCGUAUUAGCCGACUUAUUGAAUAUGUAAUCGUAUGUACAUUUAUUCUUGAUGAUAGAUAUGAAUGUAAUGAAUUAUGUAAAUAUUAUAAAAACAUAAAUACCAAAAGAUUUCAAUGUAUUCCAUCGAUUGAUGAUACUUAUAGGACGAGAGACAGAGAAACACAUGUCACAUGUUUAAUUACAAUCGAUGAACCGAUGUUUCAAGAACUGUCAAAAAUACGACCUAUUACGUACGAUUAUUUGAGAGAACAGCAACAUGAGAUUUAUAAUGAUUUGAAUAUUUUUUUAAACAAUCUUUCUUCGGGAAUUAUGGACCAUAGUCACUUCGAUACGAUGGAAUUUGUUGCACUUCCUUUACAAGUGUAUCGUGGUAGAAAGUUGACACAUACUGUGAGUAGUGACAAUCUCAAUCAACAUUGGAUAUUGAUGGGUGGACCUUAUUUUCAAUCGAUCAGUAUGGGUUAUGAAGCUGCUAUUUAUUUUGCUUAUCUAUUUAGACGAAUGAAACAAAAUAUUCCAGAGAUGAUGACCAAAUAUGAAGCUUACAUGGAUAAACUAUGGUUAGCUAUGCAAAUACGUUCGAAAGAGAUUCAACGAAAUAAGCAAAUUUUACAAGCAAUGUGUCUCAAUAAUCGAGAUGAUAUUUUAACUAAGAUUAAAAUCUAUUAA
This is a messenger RNA of Rotaria sp. Silwood1, 882 nucleotides long. The record is from the annotation of a GenBank genome assembly. NCBI's taxonomy places the organism in Eukaryota, Metazoa, Rotifera, Eurotatoria, Philodinida, Philodinidae.